Molecule: messenger RNA, 693 nt
Organism: Adineta steineri
Lineage: Eukaryota; Metazoa; Rotifera; Eurotatoria; Adinetida; Adinetidae
Source: the annotation of a GenBank genome assembly
AUGGAAAAUAUGCAAAUAACAGAGGAUUUUACAAAAGAAAAGAUACAAACUAUGUUGAAUUCGCGUUCACAACUACAAGAUUAUGUGCUACAAAAUAGCAAGCGAGGUGAUAUUCAGAAUAUUAUUGAUACAAUCGAUAAAUUUGGUUGGACAAAGCAAUGGUUAAUGAAUAUUGGUGAUCAAAAAGGAAAAAUUCUUGAUGAAGCUAUUCAAACAAGAAAACCAAAAACUGUUCUUGAACUUGGUACUUUUCUCGGUUAUAGUGCAUUGAGAAUGAUUAGUCUAUUGCCUAAAGAUGCUUUGCUUAUUUCCAUUGAGAGCAAUACUGAAUCAGCUGAAAUUGCUCGUUCUAUUUUCGAAUAUGCUGGUGUUACUGAUCGUAUAAAAACAAUUGUUGAUGAUACAAAUAAUGUCAUUCCUCACUUAAAUAAGGAUUUCAAUGUUGAUUCAUUUGAUUUAAUAUUUAUUGAUCAUUUCAAAGAUGUAUAUUUACGUGAUUUUAAAAUGCUUGAAGAUGUUGGUUUAAUUAAAUCUGGCACAAUGAUUGUUGCUGAUAAUGUUAUCUGUCCAGGUGCACCUGAUUAUUUAGAAUAUGUUCAAAAUAAUCCUAACUAUUCAACAACACUACGUGAAAGUACACUAGAAUAUGACGAUAAAUUACGUGAUGCAGUUGCAAUAUCUGUUCGAAAAUAA